This is a messenger RNA of Ilex paraguariensis (yerba mate), 3177 nucleotides long. NCBI's taxonomy places the organism in Eukaryota, Viridiplantae, Streptophyta, Magnoliopsida, Aquifoliales, Aquifoliaceae. The record is from the annotation of a GenBank genome assembly.
CAAGUUUACAGAGAAACUGAGAAUAAUGAAAGGUGACAGGGUAGCUGUAUGUGGCUCAGUUGGAUCAGGCAAAUCAAGCUUACUUUGCAGUAUACUUGGUGAGAUUCCAAGGAUUUCUGGGGGUGGAAUUAAAGUUUAUGGAUCAAAAGCAUUUGUCCCACAAAGUGCUUGGAUUCAGACUGGAACUAUCAGAGAAAAUGUGUUGUUUGGCAAGGAAAUGAACAAGGCCUUCUAUGAUCAAGUUGUAGAAGGAUGUGCCCUAAACCGUGAUAUUGAGAUGUGGGCUGAGGGAGAUUCAAGUGUUGUGGGGGAGAGAGGAAUGAACUUAAGUGGAGGACAAAAACAGAGGAUUCAACUAGCAAGGGCAAUCUAUAGUGAUUCAGAUAUUUAUUUGCUUGAUGAUCCUUUCAGUGCUGUUGAUGCACAUACGGGGGCUCAUAUGUUCAAGAAAUGUAUGAUGCAACUCUUGUAUGGGAAAACUGUUGUUUACGUCACUCAUCAGUUGGAAUUUCUCGAUGCUUCAGACCUUGUUUUGGUAAUGAAAGAUGGGAGGAUUGUUCAAUCUGGAAAGUAUCAAGAUUUGAUUGCAGAGUCUGAUGGUGAACUUGUUAGACAAAUGGCUGCCCACAGAAAAUAUCUAAAUCAUGUCAAGCCUCCUCCAGAAUGCAACUACUUAACAAACGGACACCAACAGCAGAGUAAAACUGAAGUUACCGAGAAUAAUUUUGAACACCACAUCAGCAAUGGUGACAGUCUCAUGGAGAAAACUCUACAAGAAGAAACAGAAACUGGCCGCGUGAAAUGGCAUGUCUACUCAAUAUUUGUCACUUCUGCAUAUAAAGGAGCUCUUGUUCCAGUUAUCCUUUUGUGUCAGGUUCUCUUCCAGGGACUGCAAAUGGCGAGCAAUUAUUGGAUUUCUUGGGCAGCAGCAGAAGAAGGCAGGGUUAGCAGAGAGCAGUUAAUUGGGAUAUUUGCUUUGAUGUCUGGUGGAAGCUCCAUGUUUAUUCUGGGCAGAGCAGUUUUGCUCUCAACCAUUGCCAUAGAGACUUCUCAGCGCCUCUUCCUUGGCAUGAUUACAUCAGUUUUCCGUGCACCCCUAUCGUUCUUUGAUUCCACGCCCUCAAGCCGAAUUCUCAACCGCUCUUCCACAGAUCAAAGCAUAGUGGACACAGAUAUUCCCUACAGAUUAGCUGGAUUAGUAUUUGCCCUUAUUCAGCUAUUGAGUAUCAUUCUCCUUAUGUCGCAAACUGCCUGGCAGGUCUUUUUUCUCUUCCUGGUUAUUCUGGCCAUCUCCAUACUGUAUCAGGAUUAUUACAUCACCACUGCUAGAGAACUAGCCAGGAUGAUUGGGAUACGAAAAGCUCCAAUCCUUCAUCAUUUUUCAGAGUCCAUUAGUGGGGCAGCAAUAGUUCGAUGCUUCAAUGAGGAAGUUCGCUUCUUGAAGAAUAUUUUAAGCCUCAUUGAUGCUUAUUCUUGUGUCUCUUUCCACAACUCUGCAACAAUGGAAUGGCUAUGCCUUCGAAUCAACUUUCUCUUCAAUCUUGUCGUCUUCCUUCUUCUUAUCAUCUUGGUGAACCUUCCAAAAUCAGCCAUUGACCCCAGCUUGGCAGGACUGGCAGCUACAUAUGGUUUGAACCUAAAUGUUCUCCAGGCUUGGGUUAUAUGGAACCUUUGCAAUGUAGAGAACAAAAUGAUCUCAGUAGAAAGAAUUCUUCAGUUCACAAACAUACCAAGUGAAGCACCACUCGUAAUUGAAAAUUUUAGACCGGAGCCUGAUUGGCCAACCAAUGGAAAAAUCGAGCUUGAAGAUCUCCAUGUCCAAUAUAGUCCUGCUCUCCCAAGAGUGCUGAAAGGAAUCACUUGCACCUUCCCGGGGGAAAAGAAAAUUGGUGUUGUGGGCAGAACUGGAAGUGGAAAGUCCACUCUGAUCCAAGCUCUCUUUAGGGUGGUGGAGCCCUCAGAAGGGCGGAUUCUGAUUGAUGGAGUAGAUAUUUCAAAUAUGGGAUUGCAGGAUUUGAGGUCUAGGUUGAGUAUAAUACCCCAAGACCCAACUUUAUUUCAAGGAACCAUGAGGACCAAUCUUGAUCCUCUGCAACAGUGCUCAGAUCAUGAAAUCUUGGAGGUUUUGAACAAAUGUCAUCUUGCAGGGAUAGUAGCGCAGGAUUCAAGGCUUCUUGAUGCACCAGUUGCAGAAGAUGGAGAAAACUGGAGUUUGGGACAAAGGCAGCUGGUAUGCCUGGCCAGGGUUCUGCUACAAAGGAGGAGAAUAUUAGUAUUGGAUGAGGCUACAGCCUCGGUGGAUACAGCGACAGACAACGUGAUUCAGAAGACAAUAAGAGAACAAACAAGCAGAUGCACAGUCAUAACAGUGGCCCAUCGGAUACCAACCGUUAUUGACAAUGACUUGGUUCUAGUUCUAGAUGAAGGCAGCGUUGUUGAGUAUGACUCCCCAGAUCGGUUGCUGAGGGAUAAUUCUUCCAAAUUUUCGAAGUUGGUAAGGGAAUUCUUGAAAAGAUCAUCUGAUAGUAAUCUUCAUUGGGAUCUUACUUGAAGCCAGUGUGGAGAUUGACUUGAAGCUCAAUCAUGUGCAAAGAUUCAAGAUAUACGAAAAAUAUUUCAGUGUCUCAAUCUGACAUUGUAGCAUCCACAAGUUUCUGACUCAUUGUUAAAAAUGAAGCACUGAGCAGCAACAACUCGAAUGACAACAAUAGCAGUGAUGAAAACUGCAAGAGCCCAUGAAGCAAACCUAACAGUAACCAGAAGAAUAUAAACGUUCUACUUCAAGACCACAUAUCCCGCCUUUCAGAAUCUCAAAAUGCUGAAGUGAUAUACCUCGGAAAGAAUAUAUGUAACACUCUUGUCUUGCUACGAAAAUUACAUGCAAAGAGUUUUCCCAACUAGUCUAGGUUGUCUACAAUCGUGCUACAAUAGUUUCAGACAGGAACCAUCAAUAUAUUUUGCCGUUGUCGCGAAUAUCAUUAAUUGUGCAUACGGAUUUUCAUUGCCAAGUGUGCUUUCAGUGGUUUUUACAGUUAAAUUUAAGAAUAGCUUCCUCGAUGAUGCUAAAACUUUAGACUAUAAUGACUUGGACAUUCUCAAGAGUCAAGAUUUACUUUCCUGAAGACAUUUACUUUCAUCUGGUUUGCAUGAUUUCAAUGUGCAGCAUGUGUAAUUGGG